Molecule: messenger RNA, 6015 nt
Organism: Anolis carolinensis (green anole)
Lineage: Eukaryota; Metazoa; Chordata; Lepidosauria; Squamata; Anolidae
Gene: ap4e1
Product: adaptor related protein complex 4 subunit epsilon 1
Exons: 21
Coding region: 170-3595 (1141 amino acids)
Biological process (GO): vesicle-mediated transport; intracellular protein transport
Cellular component (GO): membrane coat; AP-4 adaptor complex
Molecular function (GO): cargo adaptor activity
Source: RefSeq, a predicted model, not a curated record
GGCGGCUGGAGCAUUCUGGGAGUUGUAGUAAAAAUGCGACGAAUGAGGCCUCCUCCUUCUCCUCAAGGAGGCUCCGGGGAUUCCGGAAGUGCGGAGCGCGGAGGAUGGGGAGCGAGGCUCUGGGCCUUGGCUUCCGGGAUGCGGCGGCCGAAGGAAGGAGAAGCCGGGCAUGAGCGACGUGGUGGAGCGGACACUGAGCGCCUUGCCGGCCUUGCUGGGGCCUCAGGAGCCCGGCGCCGGGGCGCUGGGAGGAGGCGGAGCAGGCAGGCAGGCCGCGUCGCGCCUCGGAGGCCUCAUCCGGAGCAUCACCGCCCUCGCCUCCAAACACGAGGAAGAAAAGUUAAUCCAACAGGAAUUAAAAAAUUUGAAAGCAACCGUUUCUGCACCCACAACAUCACUACGACUCAUGAAAGAGUGUAUGGUGAGAUUAAUAUAUUGCGAGAUGCUGGGCUAUGAGGCUUCUUUCGGAUACAUCCAUGCAAUCAAAUUAGCACAGCAAGGCAACCUUUUUGAGAAAAGAGUUGGUUAUUUGACUGUGUCCUUAUUUCUUCAUGAAAACCACGAGUUGCUGCUUCUGCUUGUGAACACAGUUGUAAAGGAUUUGCAGAGCACUAAUCUGAUGGAAGUGUGCAUGGCUCUCACUGUGGCAAGCCAGAUUUUUCCACGAGAAAUGAUCCCAGCUGUCCUUCCGUUAAUAGAAGACAAGCUUCAGCAUUCAAAAGAAAUCAUUAGAAGGAAAGCUGUUCAGGCCCUGUACAAAUUCUACCUUAUUGCGCCCAACCAAGUCCAACACAUCCAUGACAAAUUCCAGAAGGCGCUUUGUGACAGAGAUGUAGGAGUGAUGGCUGCUUCAUUACACAUUUAUCUCCAGCUGGUGAAGGAAGAUUCCUCUGCAUACAAGAACUUGACAGGCAGCUUUGUAGCUAUUUUGAAGCAGGUGGUAGGAGGAAAACUUCCUGUCGACUUCAACUAUCACAGUGUCCCCGCACCUUGGUUACAGAUUCAGCUUUUAAGAAUAUUGGGGCUCCUUGGAAAAGAUGAUGCAAGGACCAGUGAAUUAAUGUACGAUGUUUUGGAUGAAUCUUUAAGGAGGGCAGAGAUAAACCACAACAUUACAUAUGCCAUCUUGUUUGAAUGCGUCCAGACAAUUUACACUAUUUACCCUAAAUCUGAUCUACUCGAGAAGGCUGCCAAAUGCAUUGGGAAAUUUGUCUUGUCACCUAAAAUUAAUUUGAAGUAUUUGGGAUUAAAGGCCCUGACGUAUGUCGUCCAGCAGGAUCCCACCCUGGCCCUGCAGCACCAGAUGACCAUCAUUGAAUGCCUAGACCAUCCUGACCCUAUUAUUAAAAGAGAAACAUUGGAACUUCUGUACAGAAUCACCAAUGGACAGAAUGUCACAGUCAUUGUUCGGAAGAUGCUCGACUAUCUAACGCAAACCAAGGAAGAAUAUACCAUUAUCAACAUUGUUGGCAAAAUAGCAGAAUUAGCGGAGAAAUAUGCUCCUGACAAUGAAUGGUUCAUCCAGACCAUGAAUGCAGUAUUUUCCAUAGGAGGGGAUAAAAUGCACCCAGACAUCCCAAACAGUUUCUUGCGACUCCUUGCAGAAGGGUUUGAAGAUGAAAAGGAAGAUAGCCAGCUGCGGCUUCAUGCUGUCCAGUCCUACCUGAAGUUGCUACAAGACGAAAAUGCAGUUUACCCGCAGAAAUUUGUUCAAGUGAUGAGUUGGGUGUUGGGAGAAUAUAGUUGCCUUAUGACCAAUGUGGACCCCGAGGUUGUCAUGGCAAGUUUGCAUCGGAUUCUGGAGAGGAAGGCCACUUCUGAAACGAAAGCCUGGAUCAUGGCUGCAGUCACGAAAAUAGCUUCUCGUUCGCCGUGUUCAGAAACUGUCGAUAAACUCAUCAUGGAAUUGAGUACCUCCCUGGAUACUUGCAUGAGGCAGUACGCCUUCGAAUUAAAGCAUCUUUAUGAAGACAAGGAAUUGAUGAAGAAGUUGUUCCCCAUUGAUGCUAGUUAUGAGGAUAGAGUGGUAGAUGCUUCCUUAUCUUUCUUAGAUGGGUUUGUAGCUGAAGGACUAGACCGCGGCGCAGCCCCAUACAAACCUCAUCACCAAAGGCAAGAGGAGAAGCUGUCUCAGGAAAAAGCUUUGAAUUUUGAACCUUAUGGGCUGUCCCUUUCCCAAAGUUUCUCAGCAUCUAGCUUUACUGGAAGGCAGUCCCCAACUGGACUUUCUCUGGGAUCCGACAUCUCUGGUAAUAGCACCGAGACAGGACAAAAGGGGGCCAACAGUUUGAAGCUUGAAGGUGUUAAGAAGCUUUGGGGUAAAGAAGGCUACCUUCCACAAAAAGAAAGCCCAGUGGAAAAUGAAGACAGCAUCAAACCCGUUCUGCCCAGCAGCACAAUUGCGGAAAAUAUUGUUGGUAGUUUUCCGUCAACGUCUGAGCAAAAAACCCCUGGCCUUUUGGAGGGAGAGAAAGAGAAACAACAACUAGCUUCAUCACUCUUUGUUGGCCUGAGCUCACAAAGCAGCAUCAGUCUGAUGGGAAAAGGCGACACUGUGACUCAGAAGUUCACAAGGAAAUCCAAAACAAGUGAAGCCAAAGCAAACGAGGGACCAUCGAGUACCAUUUCUCCUCUUGCAGACACACUGUCUAAGAACAAGGAGUCCUUUCAAAACAAUGGGCAUCAUGGAUUUAGGAAAGCAUCACUGAGUUCUGUUGAAACCCCUGGAUCCAAGGCGGUACCUGUCAGGUCUCACUCUCUGCAGGAAGGUGGACUAAAUGACCGGCUUUUGGACCAUAGACUUUCUCAGUCCUCGUUGUUUGCCGAUUGUAAUAUGGAAAUCUUUCCUCCUCCCUCAAGUGCUGAGACUGUAGUUUGCAAGCAGCACUCUUUAAUGCCUUACUUACCGGAGGAAGCGGCUAAAUAUCCUCACUCAGAAAUGAUACAACUUUGUUCUGAUGAAACUCUGGUUUUGUACUUUUGUAAAGUCUGGCAGGAUGAUUGUGUUUUGCUGUUUUUAUUUCUGGCCAAUAAGAGCAGCAAUGUUCUUAGAGAUGCGAGUCUGGAAUUGGAGCACACAGAGCAUCUAAAGAUGGUUGAACGUCUUGGCUGUCAUUUUGCUACAGUAGCAGCUGAAAGCAUAGAAAGCUUCCAAACAAGUGUUGAGAUGGAGGAACUUUGCUCAUCGGUUGUAAUUUUGGGUUCCGUCGUUUACCAUCUAGAAUCGGAAACACGCCUCAGGUUUUCUGUACCUUUAGUCCUGCUGGAUUUUAUCAGGCCUAUGAAAAUGACCACGGAUGAAUUUGGAAAGCUGUGGCUUGCGGUUUCAAACGAUGUGAAGCAAAAUGUGAAGAUGGCACCGUCUCAGGGAUCGUUGCCAGCUAUUCUGAACACCUUGCAGCAAAAGCUGAAGCUACAUAUCGUUGAUAUCAUAGGUAAUGAGGGAAUAGCAUCGUGUCAACUUCUUCCAUCAGUGCCCUGUUUGCUCCAUUGCCGUAUCCAUGCUGGCAUGUUGGCGCUAUGGUUCAGAUCCCCUUGCUCGGCUCUUCCGGACUGUUUGCUUUAUCAGUGUCAAAAAGCGAUGGAAGAAUCCUGAGUGUUAAAGUGCCUCCCUUUUUUUUUUCAAAGUCUCUGACUGCCAAGGAAGAUGUGGUUUUUGUACAGUGUUUUAUCGAAGCCAGCUCUUGUUCUGCUUCUCUGGAGUGAAGUUACACAAGAAUAAGCUCUAUGGACAUGAGGAUUUAAGGUGGUUCUCCUGCCCUUUGCCCUCCAGAAACAGCUCAGGAUCAAUCAAGGCACUAAAAGUAUGGGCCACAUGUUAUGCAACAUGAGUAUUUUCUCUUUUUGCCCUUGCGUAAGUCAUAACAAUUCAUAGGAGCAGCACCACUUGAAUUACGUCAUUUACUUGGCUUACGUGUAGAGGAAUAUUUUCAGUUAAGAACUUUCCUUGAAGCGGCAUUGUAAAGACCAGAGUUAGAGGAAUGCAAGAUGCUAACUGUUGAUGCAACUGAUAUUCAGUUAUAAGAUAUCUAUAGGAUUGUCCCAUGGUUGGAUCAUAGGUUAUUGGCAUUAACAAUCCAUGGAAGCACCUCAAGUAAGGAAUUGGCUAGUUUUUGUUACAGGAUUUUUUACUUAUUAUGUGGCAGAAUAUAAACAUUAUUUGUGAAUGCAAAUUGAGGCUGCCAGCAAGUUAUUGGUUGUCAACUUCGUUGCCUAUCAGAAGUUGGCUUCUAAAAUGCAAUACCUCAAUCACAGAGCUAGCGUGUUGGUUUGCAGCAUUUAAAUACGCAAGACUUUUAAUCUAGGAAGCUUCUCUUGCUGUGCCUCACAGUCAUUCUGACUCAGCCACCACUCCGCUUCAUCCAUAGCUGGCUUUCAUUGUAUACCAACCAUUGUCCUUGAUGAUAAAAUAGCAUAAAGAUGUGCUCGCACAGCUUGUUCCACCUCGCCACGGAUCCUUUGGUCUUCUCUCUUUUGAACAGCCUUUUGUGCUACCUUUUUGCUUUUCAAUCUCUUGUGUUUCAUCUCAUGUUCUGUUGUCAUUGUCCUCCUUGGGCAGAGGAGGAUAGCUCACUAAAUAUGCAAACCAUAGUACAAAGUAAUUCAUUUUUUAAAAAUAACCUCUUACAAUACUGUCAUUUGGGGGAUUGAAGCAGCUUCAGCCAUGGCUUCUCUUGGUGUCUUCGUUUUUAGGCCUGUUCCUAGGAUUAAUUGUGGAGUUGAUUCAGAAAAUUGCAUUGGAUAGAUCCCCAUGUAAGCCGCUCCGAGUUCCUUCGGGGAGAUGGUGGCGGCAUACAAAAAUAAAGUUAUUAUUAUUAUUAUUAUUAUUAUUAUUAUUAUUAUUAUUAUUAUCUGCUCUAGUUUCUUGGAUAUAGCUAUCAUGCUCUUUAAUGGGUGAGCAGAUGGAGUCGAUGGCAUAUGUUCUGUAUCUUAAAAACUAGAGCUGAUAGGGGAAAAUGGGAGACAUUUUUAGAAUAAGUUGGUCAAAUAUACCCAGAAACAGGACUAACAUACAAGGCACCAAAAUGUGUUUUGGCCAGUGUUGUUUGCAAAACUAAGCUUUUAAACUAAGACCGCCUCCAACCUAACAGUUGUGUUUUUAACACAACUGACUGUCAAGAACACAACAAGAGACCAACUGAUUGUGGUCUCUUGUUGCAGAACAGAAACAUUGCAAGCAUUUUGAACUCCUCUUAUUGAAUUAUUCUGUGUUCUCUUGUUCAGAAUACAAUUUGACCAUCAGAAGCGAGUUAGGAUGUAUCACAGUGGAUUCCUAUUUCUUUGAAUCAAAUCAAAAAAGGCUUAUUUGACUUGUAGCCCAGGUAUGUCAUUCUUAUGAACAUUGAGACAAUAAGCAGAACUGAGUCAUAGUCUGAAACGGGAUGAUUUAUGAUGUUUAGCAGGAACAGAAAAUUCUAUUUUUUCAAAGUCCUCAUCCAUAGGCUUAAUAGCGCUUUUUUGGUGGCAGUGCUGGUUGUGUAACACUGCUGAUGUGGGUAUUAAGUUGGUCAGUUUUAAUGAUCUGUAGUCUCCUUGCUCUGAGAGCCAUUUGUAAAGCAAACCUGUGUGUGUUUCAAAAACCCAAAGCAGUUAGGUUAAAUUCAUGAAGAGGCACAGGGCGGUUUUCUGCAUUAUAAUCCAGUGUUGCAGCCACUUUGAAGACUCUUUUCUGAUAGUUCUUGUAUCCUUUGGAAAUGAAUUAUAUGGAGGAACAUAGGUAUAAGGGAGAUGCUGUGUAAGAGCUGAACACCUGUGUGUAUCUUCAGAUAUUUAAUUGAAAACAAUAGUAACUCUCCAACUAUUGGUAUUUGUCUCUGCAAUGCAACACGCAUAGGAGAGAGUUCCACUGACACUCCACAUUUAUUUUCCGAUUUACAAAGUCUUAGAAUCUGGCUGCAAACAGUUUUGUUUUUUAAUGUAUGUGUGUAUUUAUUUAAUGUAUGCAUUUGUCAACAUCAUUACCUACUUGUACAUUAAAACAGCACUUCUCAAACCAUUAAAACCCAAUAAUAAGCA